UGCCGCUCUGACUGGCUCUUCGCGGGGGUUUGGUGCCAAAAUUCUCUGGCUUGACGCAGCGCACUCUGAGCGCACGCCGCCUUUUUUCUUUUAGACACACUCUGCCAAAGUUUCGAUUAAUAUAAGCGGAAUAUUUUGGGGGAGGUAAAAUGGCCCGAGAAACGCAGUAUAACCGCCAGCUCUGGUGAAGGCGGCGAGUGGGCGGCUGAACACCAGCGCCGUGCGUAACACUGGAGGAGCAGGUGGAUGGAGAGCAUAACGGGAUGCAGUGUUCCAGCAGGUCAACGCCGCGUCGGAGCGGUCGGACUCUAUGUUCUCUGCUGAAGGACACCUCGCCACGAUGAGCUUGAUAUGAGGAAGAGGUUUUCAUUUUAAAAAUCAGUCUUGCUCUUUAGCUGUUUCUCUACAGCUGUGAUGUGAUACCUAUGAUUCCAAUUGAACAAAAAUCUGCAGCCACCCCAAAGUCUCAAACUUCCCUGGAUUAUCUUAGAAUUUUAACCUUGAUGUCCUUUUGCCCAGAUUUUCACAGACGUGUUAAAUUUGAUUUAAGGCUGAAACUCUAACCCAUACCCAUUAAUCCACUAUCUCUGAAAUCCUCCAAGAUCACACCUUCACUUUUCACCCUUCAUCAUCUUUAGAUUCUUAAAAUCCUUUGAUUCCUUAAAACCCUUUCUGCCGUCAUGGCCUUGGAUCAGUGGCCUUUCCUGUCAACGUCCCCCAACAUCUCCAUCCCUGAGCCCCUCCUGUAUGACAGCUAUUUCCAAGGGAAUGACUCUGAUGUGGACCUGAACAUCUCAGAGACCAGGGAGUCUCACCAGGACAAGACCAGCUCUGUGGUCAUCACCUUCAUCUACUUUGUGGUGUGCGCCGUGGGGCUCUGCGGCAACACCCUGGUCAUCUAUGUCAUCCUGCGUUAUGCCAAAAUGAAGACGGUGACCAACAUCUACAUCCUGAACCUGGCAGUGGCAGAUGUUUUGUGUAUGAUGAGCCUGCCGUUCAUUGCCCUGCAGUUGUCACUGGUGCACUGGCCCUUUGGAGAGGCACUGUGUAGAGUCAUCAUGACUGUAGACUCUCUCAAUCAGUUCACCAGCAUCUUCUGUCUGAUGGUGAUGAGCAUCGAUCGAUACCUGGCCGUGGUCCACCCUAUUAAGUCCACAAAAUGGCGGAAGCCCCGUGUAGCGAAGCUAAUUAACUUGACAGUCUGGGGGGUGUCGCUCUUAGUCAUCCUACCAACUAUGAUCUUCAGUGGCCUGGACAAGGUGCCAGUGUGUGGCAUUAUGUGGCCAGAGCCCCAGGAUGUCUAUUACAAGGCCUUCAUAUUCUACACCUUCUUCAUUGGAUUCUUCAUGCCUCUGGUUGUCAUAUGUCUGUGCUACCUGCUCAUUAUAGUCAAGGUAAAGUCAUCUGGCAUGAGAGUGGGUUCCAGCAAACGCAAGCGUUCAGAGCGUAAGGUGACGAGGAUGGUGUCCAUUGUUGUGGCAGUGUUCGUCCUCUGCUGGCUACCUUUCUACCUUUUCAAUGUCACCUCUGUCACCAGUUCCAUCAACCCCACCUCUGCAAUGAAAAGCACCUUCGACUUCGUGGUGGUACUUGGCUAUGCCAACAGCUGUGCCAACCCCAUCCUCUAUGCAUUCCUGUCGGACAACUUCAAGAAGAGCUUUCAGAAUGUUCUCUGCCUGAAAAAGGUGACAGGGCUGGACGAGAUAGAGCGCAGUGACAGCAGGGCAGACAGGAGCAGGAUGAUUAGCGACGCCAUCAUCACCAGCACCAAUUUGGAGACUCACAAUGCUGCCCUGCUCAACGGAGAGCUGCAGACCAGCAUCUGAGGGUAAAGGAGCACCAGUCACUUCCAGAGAGAUAAGAAAGAUUGAGCUUGGGGCUUCUGGACAGAUGGGCUGCCAGUGCACUGCUAGUGAUCCCUGCUCAAAGAUGCAAGAACAGGAAGAUGAUUUAAUGGCUGCUGCACAUGGACACUGACACACAAACAAAGUCAAAAUGAAAACUAUACAGCGCUGACUCCAGCUCUUAGCCCUGAAGCAGCGCAAACCUAUACCAGACAAGUGAUGUUGAAAUCCAACAUAAAUAAUAAUGCUUUCACAUUUAGCAACUUGAGGCUUCUGUCGAGAUGUUAGAAGUCUUGCUGACUGAACCAGAAUCAAAACAAGAUGCAGGAUCAAACAGUGGACUGUGGCUGUGGAUCCGCUGCAGAAAUACUGGGGCUAGUUCACCCAUGGUACAGAGAUGACUGAACCCAAUCUUUGCCUUCCAUGACGGAGUUAUCUAUAACUAAGAAGGCUUUGCAUUGACUUCUCUGAAUGUGGAAAUACAGCUGAAGUCAGAUAUUUUAUUGGAAACCAGCCAGCACUCAAAGGUUUUUAGAGACGUUAAAUGAUAAAAAUCAGAAACUACAACACAAGCAUGAACAGUUUCGUGGUCAUGUUUUAUCUAUACCAGCUGAUGGUCUUACAUGAUCAACAGGCCUCUAAACACAUCUUAUUUACUCACAGUCAAAGGUGGUUCUAUUCCCUGACAAUCUGGCAUCUCCACAGGAGGAGCUGCAUUGAUCUGUACACUCUUGAAUUUAACAUCCAGGAUUAUUGAUUAAGUGGAAGGAUGGCAAAACAUCCGUUCUGAGCCUCGCUCCCUUCAGAAGAGCUUGACUUUGUAAAUAGGAAAUGGUUUCCUGUCGACCCAUGGGGAAAGUUUGGCACAUUGAUGACUUUGUGCCUGAACCCAAAUGAAUUUCAAAGGCAGUCCCCACUGUAAAAUUCUGUAUUGUUGUGAGCUGUGUCACUGACAGCUCUUGAUACAUGUUUGUGAAACCCAUCAUCUGUGUUUUAUACUUCACUGAAUUCUGCCCUUUUGUGUCAGCUGUGCAAUUGUAAAGAACCCAUUUCUACUUGUAAAGGCUGUGUUCUGACAACAUAAGAGUUCCUUCUAAUUUCAUAUGUAAACGUAAUCACUACCCUCAGCUUCACAUUUGGUUCAGUUGUCAUUUUUCCUUGCAAAAAUGUCAAAAUUUCACAGAAGGCAGGGAAACGUGUUGCUCAGUCAAAGAGGGAGGGAGAGAGGAGAUAAAGGGACAGAGAGAAAGCAAAGUAAAGCUUAUGUAGGCAUUGUAUCCACUGAUAACACACCACCCAUGAAGACAAAGCUUGGGAGAUUGCAGUGAGUUACAUAAAUACAGGUGAAUGGAAGAGAUCAAGGCGUGUGUGGGUAAGACAGACAUACAGUAUAUUGAAACACCCACAUAAUCUGUUUUUUUGUUUUGUUUUUUUCCCAAUACAAACGUUUUUGAUGCUGUUACAAGUGUUCCUGUUGAGUUUCCCGUGUGCCGGUUAGUUUGUGAUCACUUAAAGCAACAAUACGUAACUUGGCAAUUUGCCUCCUCCUACAGUUGCUGAGUGUAACUGAGUUGGACCCAACUGUCGUAAAUACCAGUUGCGCUUUCCCCCACUCUUCUUGGAUGGUGGUACAUGUGCAUUUGCUUAAGCUGUUACUGAACUGGGAAAGAAAACAUCAGAAGCCAAAGAAUGGUAACAUAAUAUUACAGGAUUUUAUACAAAUAUGAUAUUUGUAUAAAAUAUUUUUAUUUAUUGUGACAUCAAAGAUAAACACUCAGAACAAUGGCAGUUUUUUGUUUUGUUUUAGUGAAAUGCUGCUUGUAUUUUCAGAUAGUUUGCUAAGCUUUUGAAUGUGGAUGUGUGUAAUGGAAUAAACUGUUGUUGGCGACAUAAUAUAGGCUCAUAUUGCACAUUGGGCAAUGUAAUUUAUUUCAAGCUAGCUGAGAUGCGUUUGUUAGGCUUCAGACUUCAAAGACUUGUUUGUUGUGACCAUGACAAAGACUGACCAAACUUUCAGGUUUGAGAUAAAUGUAUUUAUUUGGGGGACUGAGGAAGAUGAGUUUUUACAUCUGGGAAAAAACUACAAAUCUCAGUAAGAUGCUAAUUACCCAGACUGAAACAUAUGGCUAUUAACAUAUACUCUAAACCUAAACUUAACCAUUCCACCUCAUUAUCAGCAUUCACGAAUUGGCUUGGUAGUUACUGAGAUAGCUAUAAAAAAAAAAUCUAUAUCAGUUUGUUUAGUUCAGUGGACUGACUCCACCAGUGGCGCCUGCAGCCCCAGUUCUGUGCGCGCUGUCCUUAUGUUUUAAAAAUGAUUUUUUACACCAUUGCCUCUGGUGGUCAUUGUACAGCACAGAAAUGUAGUUUCACAUUUAUGGCCCGAGGAGCUAUCUGAUAUAACAUCGCACUCCCCUGGAGUGGAUCAUACUUCUACUCCCUAACGUAAGCAUGCAGCUUGUAGUCGGUGACAGCAGCCACACACGAUUGUACCUGCUGUCAACAAUGCCUUAGCAACAUCCAGGCAUAUGCAGAGUAUUUUUUAUUUAUCGCUCAUGAGCUGCAGUCAUGUGUUAUUUUGUGUACUAUUUAUUGUGCAUGGAUUUAAGUGUCAGAUCAGAGAUCCUCAAGGACCGGCAGGGGCGCACCUCCUGAGAGCAACGCUGGUCACUGGGUGGAAAGUUGGUAUGAGAGGGUGUCGGUGAGAGAGAGACUGCUGAACUGGAUGAGCUACGGAGGUGUUGCUCAAAGCCAAUGUGUGCGCUGCGCAGGGGGCAUGUUAUUACGAGACAAACCAGUAUGUUGUAAUAACGUGAAAAAUGUUUUAACGUGACCGAGCAAAGUAUUUUGUUAAAAUGACAAAAGAUUCUCGUUAAAACAUAAUAUAAUCCUGCAGGCUCCAGUGGACUCCACUAAACUACAGUUUCCUAGUGAACCAGAGGAAGUUAAACAAAAAACACAAUAUCCUGAAUUUGGAAACCUUAUCACUCCAUUAAUGCUGACUGAAUGAGCUCAUAUACAUCACUGACACCCAUUUCCGUUUUAGGUAUCAGGCAUUUUAUGCACUGUGAUUUCUCCAAUAGACCUACGUGAUGGAGCCGCCCCUGGUUGCCGGAGAUCUGUAAAACAACUGGAAAGCCUCUAUAGUGGUAAUAAGGUCGUCCGCCAUAUGCUGCAGUGACAGAUUUAUAGUGAAGUCAGCCUUCAUCAAUCAGCACAAUCAAAAGACACGAGGAGGCAGACAAAGCUUGUCCUGAGAGAUUACUGCAGAAAACAAUUAACUGAGGCCACACACACACAAACGGCGUUCUCCCAGUUGCUCCUGGGCCACACAGCCUGUAAUUUGUCAUGACAGUCUCUCUGUGCUGUUACUGCAGUAGUUGUAUUAGGGUCAGGCCCUCAUUCACUUUGGAGUCAAAUUAGGAACACACACACAUACACACACACACACACACACACACACACAUUCACAAAUGUUUACUGGCAAGCAUGUAAAAUAGCCUCACUUUCACAGUGACAUGAGUAAACCUGCAGCGAUGUAAGUUCCUACAGCCUUUGCCUGAGUAAUGCAUAACAUAAUAAUGGUGACUGAUUCUGUAUGUGUGUAGAUGUAAAGAAACAACAGUCCAAGACCAACGGCUUUAUGUGAAGAAUAACUACAGCCAGAAACAUGUUUGGACUGUAAGCCAAUUAUCUCAUGUACAAACCCUGUGUAUGAUCCUGAACACACACCAUCUUUUUUGUGUAUAUCUUUACACUUCUACAUUUGUGAAUAUUCUGUGUGUGUGUGUCACAGUGAGAAACCCACUUAUGCGAUCUCACCCAUCACAGUUUAGAUACAGUAUUUAGCACUUUCAAGCUUGAAGUGCGACAACUAUUCUUCCAUCAUCCACAGUUAAUUACUGUUUCUCUCUCUGUCUUUGUGUUACUUUCAUUUGUGAACACAGCUUAGGGAAGAGUAAUACGAGCUAACACACACUUUACACCCACCUAAACUGAACAAUGCUGAAGAAAACAUGCUAUGCAUACCAUUUCUGCUGGCUAUUUGGCGUACUUACUGUAUGUGUCUAAUAAAUCAUUCUGAUGUUUAAUAGAUGAUGAGGCUGUCUGUGCUAAAACCAGUGUAAAUGUAGCGCUAAAAGGAACAUGACAUGUGCCUGUAGCUGCAUUCUUUGUCAUUUUCUGAAAUCAAGACUUAAGUAUGUCUGAAAUUAGGUUAGGCUAUAAAAGAGUUAUAUUCAUUUGGGUUGACAUGGGGCUUGGCUCUUUGAUUUCUGAGUACAGUUUGACACCAGAUGCGUAAAGAGCAUUUGUUCAGACUUCUGGUUCCUGCCCUGUAUAGUGUACAGAUGAGAGGCAGAAACAGGCGACUCUCCCUUCUUGGGCUCAGCUUUUUUUUAAACAUAAGUUCAUUUGUGAAGGGCUAGAACAUGCAUUCCUGAAGAUGCACUGUUCAAUACUAACUCUGUGUAUUUGUGGUAUCAUCUAUUUGUUCUUGCAUGGGGAAGGUUGCAAAUCCCACUUUGUGUUUCACCUCACUAACCAGAACCAGUGUUACACAUGUGCUGAAGUAAAAUGAAAUGUGAGAUCUCCAUAUCAGAUAAUAAUGUAUGUGAUCCUGACUAUGCCAAAACCUUUGCUGAGUCGGUUAUAAAGUACACACUUGUUUCUGACAGUGUACAGCCAUGGAUACUGUAUGUCCUUUUCUGUGUGGUUACUUUUAUCUAUGUGCCUUGAAACUUAAUAUAAAAUCAUGUCAUGACAUUAGUGUAUAGAAAAACAACACUGGAACCUAUUCCUCCCCCGAGCCAAACAACCAAAGGCAUUUGUGCAUGUUGGUAGCCAAAUCAUAACAGAGACUUGCUGUGUGCCAUUCUUAGUUCCAUUUCCCCAGCUUACAUUGCCUCUGUUUGUGUGGUAUAAUUUCAGAAACAGAUGCUUAUUUGUGAUGCUUUACUGUCACAUAGAAUAGAAUGUGAUCAUUGACAGGCCAGUGUCCUUAUUUCUGUAAUUAAAAUGCAGGCUGCUUCCUGCUCCCAUGGUCUAACAGGUGUAUUUGUGUGUCAGUGAGUGUGCACACUGUAUGUACCCUAUGUGUGUAUCAAUGGACGUGUUUGUACUGUAUAGCUCCCUUGGAUGACUGCACUAUAUACUGUAUGAAGGAUAUAUCUUAUAAGAUUUCCUGCAAUGUGAAAGGUCAGUCCUCUAUGUAUUUCCUGCCUAAUGGAUUAAGAAGGACAGUGACAACAUCUCCAUUGACUCUAUAAGGAAUAUUUU
Monopterus albus (swamp eel) is the source of this 7121-nucleotide messenger RNA. RefSeq names its product somatostatin receptor type 2-like. The transcript is spliced from 4 exons. Gene Ontology annotation, molecular function: neuropeptide binding; somatostatin receptor activity. Gene Ontology annotation, biological process: cellular response to estradiol stimulus; cellular response to glucocorticoid stimulus; neuropeptide signaling pathway. The record is from RefSeq and is a predicted model, not a curated record. Lineage: Eukaryota; Metazoa; Chordata; Actinopteri; Synbranchiformes; Synbranchidae. Bases 681 to 1826 code for a protein of 381 amino acids. Gene Ontology annotation, cellular component: neuron projection; plasma membrane.